Molecule: messenger RNA, 1631 nt
Organism: Phyllostomus discolor (pale spear-nosed bat)
Lineage: Eukaryota; Metazoa; Chordata; Mammalia; Chiroptera; Phyllostomidae
Gene: HTRA4
Product: HtrA serine peptidase 4
Exons: 9
Biological process (GO): proteolysis; programmed cell death; positive regulation of apoptotic process
Cellular component (GO): extracellular region
Molecular function (GO): protein binding; serine-type endopeptidase activity
Source: RefSeq, a predicted model, not a curated record
UGGAGGCGGCACCCUAGCCGGGGCAGAGUGUUGGUCAUUUAAGAGUGGUUGAGGUUCCAGAGUAAAGCAAUUGGAAGAGUGGAAGGAAGAAGGGAGCAGGAUGACUAGACCAUUGCUUCGACGAGCUGGGCUCGGACAGUUCCUCCUGCUGUGGCUGCUGCUGCCCCCGGUGCCCGUUGCCAGGGUGGAGGCUCGGAGGACGUGGCGCUCUCCGUUCUGCCCCGCGGUCUGCGAGCCCAUGCGCUGUCCCCCGCUGCCCAGCUGCUCCGCGGGGCCGGUAAUGGACGGCUGCGGCUGCUGCCGCGUGUGCGCUGCGGCCGAGGGCGAGGUCUGCGGUGGGGCGCUCAGCCGGCCUUGUGCCCCGGGGCUGCAGUGCGGUGCGCCCUUCAGCCUCCAGCGCCGAGGUGGCACCCGGUUGGGCACCUGCGGCUGCCCCGAGACUGGGGCGGCUGUGUGCGGCAGCGACGGGCGCACCUACCCCAGCCUGUGCGCGCUCCGCGCUGAGAACCGCGUCGCGCGCCGCCGUGGGGCACUCCCGGCCCUGCCGGUGCAGAAGGGAGACUGUCAGGAUCCAGGGACCAGAAGCGCAGGCUGGCUCAGGAGCAAGUACAACUUCAUCGCAGAGGUGGUUGAGAAGGUGGCGCCAUCUGUGGUUCACUUGCUGCUGUUUCGCAGGUAAAGGAGGUCCCCUCUCGGCGGGGAGGAGAUUCCUGCAUCCAGUGGCUCUGGGUUCAUCGUGUCUGAGGAUGGGCUCAUUGUUACCAAUGCGCAUGUCCUCACCAACCGGCAGCGAAUCCAGGCAGAGCUUCAGAGUGGGGCCCAGUACAAAGCCACUGUCAAGGACGUUGACCAUAAAUUGGACCUUGCACUGAUUAAGAUUGAGCCAAAUGCUGACCUUCCUGUACUGCUGCUGGGAAGGUCAUCCGACCUGCGGGCUGGAGAGUUCGUGGUGGCCCUGGGCAGCCCAUUUUCUCUGCAGAACACAGUAACCGCAGGGAUUGUCAGCACUACACAGCGAGAGGGAAGAGAACUAGGGCUGAAGGAUUCAGACAUGGACUAUAUCCAGACCGAUGCCAUAAUUAACCACGGGAAUUCUGGGGGCCCUCUGGUGAACUUGGAUGGUGAUGUGAUUGGCAUAAAUACACUGAAGGUGACUGCAGGGAUCUCCUUUGCAAUUCCCUCAGAUCGAAUUCGACAGUUCUUGGCAGAUUUCCAUGAGCGCCAGUUGAAAGGAAAGACUCUUUCACAGAAGAAAUAUCUGGGUCUGCGGAUGCUGCCCCUCACUUUGAACCUUCUUCAGGAAAUGAAAAGGCAAGAUCCGAACUUCCCUGCUGUGAGCUCUGGGGUCUUUGUGUAUGAGGUGAUUCAAGGAACCGCGGCCGAAAGCUCUGGGUUGAGAGACCACGAUGUGAUUGUCAGCAUAAACGGGCAUCCUGUUACCACCACGACCGAUGUCGUCGAAGCUGUUAAGGACAAUGAUUCCCUUUCCGUCACGGUUCGUCGGGGAAGACGCUCUUUGGUCCUGACAGUCACACCUGAAAUAAUUGAUUAAGUAUCUUGCUACAAAGAGAAAUUAUCUAACAAAACCAAGGCUAUAUUACCUGGUUUGUAUUGAAGAUGUGCCAAAGAUG